This is a messenger RNA of Diabrotica virgifera virgifera (western corn rootworm), 936 nucleotides long. Its product is annotated as homeobox protein goosecoid-like. The coding region runs from base 86 to 790 and encodes 234 amino acids. The transcript is spliced from 3 exons. NCBI's taxonomy places the organism in Eukaryota, Metazoa, Arthropoda, Insecta, Coleoptera, Chrysomelidae. Gene Ontology annotation, molecular function: DNA-binding transcription factor activity, RNA polymerase II-specific; RNA polymerase II cis-regulatory region sequence-specific DNA binding. Gene Ontology annotation, biological process: regulation of transcription by RNA polymerase II; cell differentiation. The record is from RefSeq and is a predicted model, not a curated record.
AUCGCACACAGGAAUACGUCCGUGCCACCGCAAACAUGCUUUUAAAGGUUUAGUCGUUGCCCGGACACAAUCUAAAGCAUCAACCAUGUCUUUUUUCAUAGACGACAUUUUGAGAACCAAAGAUUCCUUGGAAAGACUAGAUAAUAAUCAUAAUAAUCAUAGUAUACAUCAAACUAGUGAUAGUAGGCAGAAUGUACCCUUAAGUUAUGAACAUAGUUCAAGUUUUACCCCUGUGGAGAAAAGAAGUGAUACGGUAAAUCUAGGAUUUAGUGACCAAAGAAGUAUUUUGCAUCAGACUCUUAUAAACAGACUGAAUUCGCCUUAUUAUAGAACCAGUGACCAUAGAGGCCCCCCUAUGGAAAACUAUCAACAUUUUUGCUACGAUCCAGGAUACCUUAAUUACUACAGAACACUUUAUGAUAGAGAUUAUUGCUCGAUAAAUCGUCAAAAACCAUGGACACCUUCACCGUACGACAAUCAAGCCAACAACUAUUUAUCAUAUGCGAUGCAAUAUAAAUACAUGUACAGUCCAAGUAAACGAAAAGGUGGACAAGUACGCUUUACAGCGAACCAAACGGACAUACUGGAGAAAAGGUUCUGUUCCAAUAAAUACCUGAGCCCAGAGGAGAGAAAAGUUUUGGCUGAAUCGUUAACUUUAUCAGACAGACAGGUAAAAACGUGGUUUCAGAACAGAAGAGCCAAAUGGCGAAGAAGCAAUUCUGGUGGUGAGCAAUCGCAAGAGAACACAACAGAUGAUGAAACGAAGAAAACUAACGCAGAUAGUAACUAAAUGAUCUUUCUGUGUCUUAUGUCGAAGAGGCUGCUUAUUAGCAAACAAGUCACAAGUUGGCGCUAUUGUAUUUUAACAAUAUUUUGUGAUUUUUAUGUAAAUAAAUAUUCGAUUUGUAUAUAAAUAAACAAUUAAAAACUAAAUAA